AUGUCCGAGGAAAACCACUGCCACAUCAUGGACAAGAACAUUGACUUCCACAUCGUGCAGCUGUUCGAGCGGUUGGAGACUCUCCGGAAGGAUCCAGGCCCUAAGCUGGCCCUUGCCGUGCAAACCCGUGCCAACAUGCACAAGGAGCUGCGCACACUGGAGCUUUGGAGAUCCGUGACGUCCGAGUGUCUGGCCUCGUUCUUCUACGUGUUCGUCGUGUGCGGUGCAGCUGCCGGUGCGGGUGUUGGAGCGAGCGUUUCGUCCUUGCUGCUAGCGACGUCACUCGCUUCCGGGUUGAUCGUCGUCGUCCUGACGCAGUGCUUUCUACACGUCUCAGGCGCACACAUAAAUCCAGCUGUCACCAUGGCCCUGGCGGUGACGCGAAAGAUAUCGGCCCUUCGCGCGUUGCUCUACAUCACGGCCCAGUGCGGUGGAUCGAUAGCCGGUGCCGCCAUGCUGUACGGCGUAACAGUACCGGGUUAUCAAGGUAAUCUUCAGGCCGCUGUUUCGCACAGUGCUCAACUGGCACCCUGGGAGCGGUUCGGUGUCGAACUUAUCCUCACGUUCAUCGUCGUCCUGGUGUACCUCAUCUCGACGAGCUCGUUUAAGAAGUACUUUGGAUCAUCCGCGAUCGCCAUCGGAGCGGCGUACGGUGCGUGUAGCUUCGUAUCGAUGCCUUAUCUCAACCCAGCUCGCUCGCUAGGACCUUCCUUCGUGCUCAACAAAUGGGACAACCACUGGGUGUACUGGAUUGGACCGCUGUUCGGAAGCGUUAUCGCUGGGUUGAUACAUCAGUUCGUGUUCACACCGAAGCAGAAAUCAAAGGGCAAACCAAAGGGUGUUGGCGUGAAUGGCUCAAACGGCAUCACAGCCUCAGCUACGGAAGAGUCCAACAAUUACGCUGUGGACGUCAGCAAAAUGGCCGCCACUCAGGGUGUGAUCGGGAAGUUCCAAAACGCACGCCAUCACAGUGGAACGCUGCCUUCGCGCUUCUGCCACAGCAUGUACGCUAGCAGCGAUCAACCGACGAUCAAGAUCGAGCCUCUGGAACCGAUGUACGGCAAAUCGAUGCUUGGAAAGUCACCGCAAAUGUCCCGCUCGAACCUAAACCGCUCACAGUCGGUGUACGCCAAGAGUAACACGGCCCUGCACCACGAGAUCCCGGCGACGGUCGCUGCUACGGCCACUCUUCGUCCUGGAGUGCUGGUUCCGGCACAGAGUCUCUAUCCGAUGCGAGUUUCUCAACAGCAUCAGCAGCAGCAGCAACAGCCACAUGUCCACACGCAGAAUCAGAACGUCCAGAAUCAACUGCACCAGCGCUCUGAGAGUAUCUACGGCAUCCGGAACACCGUUCGACAGCAGCAGCAGUUGGCCGAGCAUUUGUCGCAACAACUCGCACCUCGACCGGGUCACGUCGAUGGACAAACGUCGUUCCAGCCGAUCUACUCCGUACGAAACAAUCCCGGUUGCUCCACGGAAGGGUUACGUGACGUUCACGAUCAGGCCGGCAGCAGCUGCGAUAAGGUGAUCAACACGCUUUCUCGAGCAGAACGGCCAGAGUCGGCGUAUGCCGCGACAAGACGCAUCCACUCGACGCAUUCGGAUGACAGUUCGUACGGUUCUUACCACGGAACAGGUCCUGCGAUCACGCCGCCAACACGCGAUCAUGGAGCGUACCUUGCGGCUGGAUCCUUGAUGCAUCCUGCGUCGAACUCUCGUACGCUACCUCACCCACAUGGACAUCGAGGUGUGGUGCUACAUGAUCCCGGAAUGCCACCACCACCGCCUCCACUGAUGAGCUGCAGUUAGACGGUCUGUCUUAAGCUGUAGAAGUCAAAACGACAGCCUCAACCUAUCCACCAAUGAACUCG
Anopheles nili is the source of this 1871-nucleotide messenger RNA. RefSeq names its product neurogenic protein big brain-like. Gene Ontology annotation, cellular component: plasma membrane. The coding region runs from base 1 to 1809 and encodes 602 amino acids. NCBI's taxonomy places the organism in Eukaryota, Metazoa, Arthropoda, Insecta, Diptera, Culicidae. Gene Ontology annotation, molecular function: water channel activity. Gene Ontology annotation, biological process: transmembrane transport. The record is from RefSeq and is a predicted model, not a curated record. The transcript has 6 exons.